Camellia sinensis is the source of this 449-nucleotide messenger RNA. The record is from RefSeq and is a predicted model, not a curated record. NCBI's taxonomy places the organism in Eukaryota, Viridiplantae, Streptophyta, Magnoliopsida, Ericales, Theaceae.
UCAUCAUCCUGGUUGCAGGUUCUUGUCAUUUUCUGUGAACCAACUGCGGUUACCAUUCGCAACAUUGCAUCUCAGAUAAUGAACAGAGAAAGUUUGACUCGGCUGAUAUUAGUGGUGCAAAAUCAAAUGACAAAUCAAGCUCAGAAAGCUGUGGAUCUGUUCUCCUUCAAAUUUGAAAUAUUCCAAAUUACCGACUUGCUUGUUAACAUUACAAAGCAUGUGUUAAAGCCAACGCAUCGAGUACUUAAUGAUAAGGAGAAGCAGAACCUCUUGAAGAAGUUUAGUUUGGAAGAAAAACAGAUUCCUCGGAUGCUACAAAAAGAUGCAAUUGCACGGUAUUACGGAUGGGAGAAGGGGCAAGUGGUGAAAGUUAGUUACAGUGAUGAAAUUACAGAGUCUCAUGUCACUUAUCGCUGUGUUUGGUGAUGCGUGUAUUGUCCAUUUUCAGG